AAUGAUGGCCGCCCCUUCGUGGCUGUACGAGAAGAGGCACUUAAAAAAGCCACGAUUGGGACCUCCUGACGUUUAUCCGCAGGACCCGAAACAAAAAGAGGACGAGCUCACCGCUAUAAACGUGAAACAGGGGUUUAUUACGAAUCCUCAGAUCAACGACGAGUAUGGUUCUGCCAGAAAUGCAAACAUCACGUCCGCAAAAUUCGGAGCCUUCUUCAGUGGCAUCCUUUCUAAAAAACAAGAACUCAAUACAAUCCAAGAUUCGGCCAAAAAGAAGCAGCAGGUCAAUGCCAAAGAGCACUUUUGGCCGGUUACAGCAAGGUCCAAGAACGCUAUUGAGGCUUGGUUCCGUGAUCUUGCAGGCUCCAAACCACUUACAAGCCUGGCAAAGAAGGUUCCCAUAUUCAACAAAAAGGAAGAAAUAUUCUUGACACUGUUCGAAUUCUCAGUGCCCAUGCUUCGGGCUGCUUGGUUUAUCAAAAUGACCUCAGUUUAUCACGUUGCCAUUUCUGAGGCAAAAAUGAAGAAGAGGCAACUUCCAGACCCGUGCCAAGAGUGGACUGCAUCAUUGUGCAAGUUUCUGCGUGAGCUGCUGCACAAGCUGGUAGAACACAGCCACCCUACAGGCCCACCGCCACCCCCUCAGGGAGCAGGUGGAACUACACCAAGUGGCCCUGGUGGCGGAGGUGGGGCAAGCCCUGGUCCCCCUGUGGCUACACCAGCUGCUCCCAGCAUUCCUCCUGACACCACCAUAGCCAAGCAGUGGCACUACUGCACCAACCUGGCCUCGCACCUCUACGAGGAAGGGCUACUAGAUCACCAAGACUUUCUCAGCUGGAUUUUAGAGCUGGUUGAGAAGACCAAGACUCCAGAUGACCCCAUCUUGAAGCUUGUCAUGCCACUCACAUUGCAGUAUGUUGGUGAGUUUUCUCGCUCUGAGCUGCUGUCACGGCGUCUGGCUUAUCACUGUUCCAAGAAGCUAAGCCAGCUGGUUGUGGACUACACAGUCAGCUCUUCGAGGAGCCAGAGUCCAGUCACAACUGUCAACUCAGUUACAACGAAUGGCGGAAACACAGUGUCUCCAGUGCCAAAUCCUCCCUCCAUCAGUCCUCUGGCAGCAAGCUUUGCAGAAUGCCUCAGCUGUCCUCAUCAUCGUUCUAUUGUUCUCCAGUUAUCGGUAGUUGUGCAGUACAUCACACUGAAGUGCCCUACCGCUCUUGUGUGGAACAGCAUUGGUGAAGGCAAGGGAAAUCCCGUUCUGAACGGCAGUCCCUUGGACUUGCUACCAUGCCCACCAUCGUGUCUGCCCAUGCCGCCGAAGUCUCUUGGUGGCCAGUCUCCUUUUAAGAUCGCAGAUCAGCAGCAAGUGCGGCAAGAGCUACGUCGAGUGGAGCAGCAGGUGAUUCAGCGAGGGCGGGCAGCCGAGAUGCACUGGUCAUGUGACAAGUGGCAGCAAAUGGCCGCUGGCACAACCAUUACACGGGUGCUGGGCGUCCUAGAUGCCUUGGACAGGCAUAGCUUUGACCGAGUAGAUGCCACCAAUUCCUUGGACACACUUUACUCCAAAGUGUUUGCCAAAAGUGGUGACCAGCCCCCGCCUGCGGCCUCUACACCUGGUGCAAGUCCUGGCCAUGGGGUGGGGUCAGGAGGGUCUGGGAGCAAUGCAGAAGUGUUGGGGCCCCAGGUGUCCACACCUCCUUUGCAGGAUGAGCCCAUUGUGCGACUUUUGUGCGAGUGGGCCGUCACAACUAAACGUAGUGGCGAACACAGGGCCCUGGUCGUGGCACGUCUACUUGAGAAGCGUCAGAACGAGCUCAACAUAGAGAAGUACAAUGAUGCCGACCUGGUGGACGAGAAGGAUUCUCAGGACUCUGGGAUGGCACCCACUGGUUUACCUAUAUUUCAGAGCCUGCUCGUCAAUUUCCUUGACAUGGAAGCCCCUGUCCUUGAUGACAAGCCAUCCCCCGAGAACCGUACAGCUUUUGCCAACCUUGUGCUGCUGUUUGCCGAGCUGAUCCACUGUGAUGUGUUCUCCCACGAUGCCUACAUGUGCACCCUGAUCUCGCGGGGCUACUUUGCCAGUUACCCACCUGGGGGUGCCGGUCUGCCAAGUGUCAUGGGAACGGGAGCAGGCGGCAUUGGUGGUGCCCCACGUGCUCCGUCACCUGAACCGUCACUCACAGGUUUCCUUGAUCCCAACCUCGGCCCUUCACCUAGUCAUGGAAGUGCCAGCAAUCCUGGAAACUCUGGUGGCAUGUCCAUGGGUCUAGGACUGGGCGAACUGGGCAUUGGAAAUUUAGGGGAGCCUUCUCGUCAGGCUGACUCACUGCAUAUGUUCGAGCCGGGUGCAGUGAAACAUGAGGUUGGCUGGGGUGUUCAGAUGGACAUGGAUGAUGCGGGACUGGACGCUGACCUGGAUAACAUCUUGCAACGCAUCAAAGAAGGCCAGCAGAACAUGAGUGACCAACCUGAUUCUGUAGGCUCAGACAAGGAAGAAGGGGGCUCUCUCCAAGGGCCCACAACACCCAUGGCAGAGACUCCAGUGGGUGGGGGUGUGGGUUCCCAGCCUGGUGGUGGAGCCUCAGGUGUCGGUGGGGCUCCAGGGAGUGGUGUGCGGAGUCCCAACUGGCCACUGCGGCACCUGCAGUACACCACACACUUUCCUCUGCCUCAGGAGGAAGGAGGCCUCUGGUCUCAUGACUGCAACCAAAGGCACAUUCUGCUCUAUGGUGUGGGAAAGAUUCGUGAUGAGGCACGGCAUGCUCUCAAGAAGGUCACUAAAGAAAUACAGAAGCUGUUUGCCAAGAAAGCAUCGAUGGACAUCGCUGACGGGGGAAAGGUCAAACGACACGCUCGUGAAGGUUUCAACUUUGAGGCAGUCACGGCAAGAUUCCAGUCCCUUUCGUAUUUUGACCAACAUGUGGUUGCCCAAACAUGCGCUGCGUCAGUGGUGGAAAUGUUGGCCGGCUUUGCUGCAGGGUCCUUGAAUCACCUGCCCCUUGUCGACUACAUUGCCUUUCUCUUCGACCUUAUGGAGCUGUCGUUCAACAUUCACGGCUUGAUCAAGUUUGGCCUUCAGUUGCUGAAAGAACUCGUUGAAGUUGAGAACCAGCUUGCUCAGAAGGGCUCUACUCUUAGUGGAUCAUAUGCAACAUCUCUAGGCUUGUACAUUGUAGGCCUAUUUUAUAGGUAUCAUUGUUGCCUGCUUGUCUGUCAAGAUUACACUCUACAAGCUUGUGAAAGUUUGUGCAAGCUAGUGAAGAAUGUUGCCAACCCUGCGGAAUGCAGUUCUGCAGAACGCUGCAUACUGUGCUACCUGCAUGACCUGUACUCUUCAUGUUCCUACCUCAAGUCCAAGCAUUCCGAAAUUUUUGGCUCCUUCUACUCAAAAGUCAAGCAAACACUGUACGCCCCUCAGACGCCAUCUUCUCUCAACCUUCGUUGGGAUAGUUCAUACAUGAUUGAAUGUGUAAAUAACCCCAGGGUUAGGGUUGAUCCCCAACAAAUCAAACAGCUCAGUGAAAACCCUGCAUUUAGGUACAGCUUUGUUUGCAAUGCUGUUCAGAGCAUAUCUGUGGCACAAGACGCAGACAGGCUGAAUGACAUCUCUCUCCUGUGUGCUGAACUCACUGCCGGUUGUGGUCUGCUUAGUGCUGAAUGGCUGGGUGUCCUCAAAGCGCUUUGCUGCUCAUCUAAUCAUACUUGUGGCUUCAUUGAUGUCCUCACUCAAGUUGAUGUGGGCGACCUGUCCAUCCACGACAACCUGGCAGUCUUCACGUGCAUUCUGGUGGCAAGGCGCUGUUUCUCCCUUCAGGAUUUCGUGGUGCAUGUGGCCAUACCGUCGCUGCUCUCUGCUAGUCCUGUGGGUGGCGACGCCGACCAGGAUGCAGAGUUGGGUGCCCGGUUGACGUGCCACUUGCUGCUGCGGCUCUUCCGCACAGUAGACUCCGCACCACCUGCGGGAAAUGCCACGCCCCUUCCAAGGCCUCUCUUUCUCAUUCGAUCUCCAUGUGAUCGUCACCUCUUGUCGGCUGCUCACAGCAGCAUGCGUGUCGAGCCAGUCCUUGCAGUCCUCAAGGCUAUCCUGCUGCUCGGGGAUGCUAGCACGCCGACGUUGGAGGCCAAAGCGAAACUGGACUCGGCUCAGGGCAAAGGGGAGCCCAGCAUCAAUGACCUUCUUGGCCCAAUAGAUGACACAGACUUUGACCUCGGGGUGCCUGCCACCUUGGGCAGGCAUCCGAGUAGUGUGGGAGCUCCACGUGGAACAGGCAUAGACAGUGCUGGCCUGAAUGAAUUUGCCAAGUACGCCUUAGGCGCAAUCUGCAGCCAACAGUGGAUUCAUGAACGCUGCCUGAGAGAUCCCGAUGUUCUCUGUUCGCCGGAUCUGCUGCUGGAUCCAAUGCUGUCACACAAACAGGCGGAGACAUUGUUGCACAUGAUCUGCCACCCUAAGAGCACCACCAGUGGCAACACGAAUUCGUGGCUUUCCCCUGGCACCAGUAACAACGGCAUGGACACGUUUGGUUCUAUAGUGGGAAACAGUGUUGUUGGAAGUAGCAGCAGCAGCUCGGGAAGUGGUGCUAAUGGUGGCUCGGCAGGCGGUGGCUCAAGUCCACACGAAAGAGAACCAUGUGACCAGCGGCAGUUGGUGAGCCGGGUGCUACUGGGCUUGGACCAAUGGAGCAUGCGGGUGUCGUGGCUGGAGCUGCAGUUGCGCUACAAGCAGUGUGCCAGCCCUGCUGAGGUCAACGGAUGGCUAGACAGUGUAGCGCGGGCCACCAUUGAUGUCUUUCAGCUCACUAGCGAGGAGUCUUCUCUGCCUCUGUCAUCGUCCCACCGGUCCUCGGGAGGAGAUCCAUCUUCACCAAUGCCAUUUGCUAGGCCCAGCGGUAAUGGGGGCAGCAGCUAUGGAAGGCAAGAGAACGACCGUAUCUGGUUUGUGGCUCCGCUAAUAGCCAAGCUGCCUGCGGCAGUUCAGGGCAAGGUUUUGAAGGCCGCAGGACAAGUUCUGGAGAGUGGCAGCUGGGCUUUCAUCACUUCCUCGUCUUCUUCUAAGAACAAGGACAAAGACAAGCAGGUGCAGAGAAGUGCAUCCCUACUGAGCCACCAGCCAUUCCUGUCACUGGUGCUCAUGUGCCUCAAGGGCCAGGACGAACAGCGGGAAGGCCUGCUCAACUCUCUUCACUCACAGCUCUCGCAGUGUGUCCCCGAGAAGCCUGUAGCAGAGGACUUGAAGAGUCGGCUGCUACUGAACGAGGCACUGCUGCUGAGACUAAGUCUUGUGGGUGGCAUGUUUGACAUGAUACAGCGCAACAACAGCCUCACUACCGACUGGGCCCUGCUGCUUGUGCAGCUUAUCAACCAUGGGGUUGUGGACAUGCACUGCAACUUUGAGCUGUUCACUACGGUCCUUGACAUGUUGGCAGCACUCAUCCACGUAACCCAGAAUGCCGACAGUGUGUCCGGGGAAGAGACUCGCAAGCAGUAUCUCAACCUAGUGAAGAAGAUAAAGAAAGAUUUGUUAAACAGGCGCUCGGAGUCCAUGAAUAUGGUGCACCAGCUUUUGCCCCUCACUAAGCAGCAGUGUCAAGUGACCGCCUGUGAACCAAUGGGCAGCCUGAUUGAUACCAAGGGGAACAAGAUUGCUGGUUUUGACUCUAUAGACAAGAAGCAGGGUCUUCAAGUAGCUGAAAAACAGUUUGUUAGUCCUUGGGACUUGCUCGAAGGUCAGCGAAACCCAGCACCACUUUUGUGGGCGUGGUUCGGGGCAGUACGCAUGGAGCGCAAGCCUCGUCUGGAGGAGAUGCCCCGGAACAGUCUUCUGUGGCACACACAUUCCGCCCUUGCCAAGCCAGCUUCUUAUUUCCUGGAACCGCCACCCCUACCUCCCGAGGAGCUUUUGGAGCCACCUGCGAUCCUCCCGGCAGUGCCACCAAAUGUGGGAGUGGGUGGGCCUCACUUAGGUCCUCCCCCACACUUGGCCCCGCCCCCACACCUGGCCCCUCCCCACCACCUUGUGCCUCACCUGGCUCCACCUCACAUGGGCCAGCCCCCUGACAAGCAUCUGCAGAUGCAGCUGCUGGAAGAGUCCAAGCGAGCAUUGCACGAGAUACACAGCGCACCCUCACCGCGUGGAGGUGCCAAGAAGCCCAAGGCCCAGAGGCGGCCUCGCAAGGCCAAAGGUCUUGCAGGGCAGGCCCCGCCGGUCCGUGGCUCCUUGGCGUACCCCCCUGAGCAACAGCCCAUGUACCCCCAGGGACCACCUCCGCCUCCACAGCAGUGGUACGGACAGCAGCCACCACCCAUGCAGCAGCCAUCAUACUACGCACCCCAGCAGCCCUUGCCCCCAGGAGGACCCCGCUUUGAGCGCCAGCUUUCUCAGUCCAAGGCUGCUCUCAGCUCCAUGCUGCGAGCUCGUCACCCUUCAGCACAGUUUCUUGGUGGGCCACCGCAAGGAGCUCCCCAGGGCCCUCAGGGGGCACCUCAGGCCACCAUGCAGGGUCCAGUUGGUGGACCUGGAAGCGGCGGUGCGCCGCCGUAUGCCCCACCAAACAUGGACAUGCUGCAAAAGCAGCAGCAACAGCGUCAUCAAAUGAUGAUGCGCCAGCAACAGAUGCGCCCCCAGGGCAUGGCUCCUCAACAAGUGGGCCAGCAAGGCAUGUUCCACCCCGGCAUGCAGCAGGGAGCACAGGCUCAAGCAGCUGGCAUGCACCACCUGCCUCCACCAGAUUAUUUUCGAGCUGUGGGGGGCAUGAGCCAAAACUAUGGUGGGGGAUAUGGGGGUGGCGGGCCACCUCCGCAAGCCCUGAUGGAGCGUCGGGCAGCAGCCGGCGUGGCUGGGGCCCCACCGGGCCCUGGUGGUGGCAUGAUGGGCCCAGCCCCGCCAGGCUUUGGCCAGGGCUACAACCCAGGGGGGGCAGGGAACACCAUGGGAGGACCCCCUCAACAGUCUGGCAACAUGGGCAUGAUGAGUGCAGCCGCAGCAGGCAUGCAGAACCCUGGGCCACAGCAGUAUCUGGCUAACAGGCCACAGUAUACCCUCGGUCAAGGAGGACCCGGUGGUGGAGGGGGCCACCCUGGCAACCCCAUGGUGGGUUCAACAGGGGCCGGCCACCUCAGUGGCCCCGGUGGAGGUGGCCCCCAGAGUGGGGCCGGGGCGCCCCCGGGGGCCCGAUCCCGGGCGGGGGCGGCUACGGCGGGGGCGCGCCUGGUGCGACCGCAGCUAACGCGGCUGGCUUGAUGGCCAGCUCUAUGCACCACCAGCAGUUCAUGGCCCUCAAGCAGCAGCAGCAGCAGCAACACCAGCCUCCGCCACCACACCAGCAGCAACAGCAGCAUCAGCAGACUGCAGCGCUUGUGGCCCAGCUGCAGCGACAGCUCUCAGGCAGCGGCCAGGUGCCACCCCAGCAGCAGCAACAACCACAGGGACCACCACAGCAACAUUCAGCAUACCAACACCCGGGUCCCUACUGAAGGCUCUCACCAUUGCACAUAGCAGCUCUCAUGCCAGCAGGGUUUGCGACAGCUAUAAUCAGAGUUCUUCAUGAAGGCAGCCAAACCGUGAGCUAUGGUGAAGGUUAACGCUUUGGCAGCAUCUGCCCAACAACAUACAGAGCCACCCUGAGCUGCUGUUGUGGCUGCUAUUCAAGUGAUAGCCACAGUUGUAACUUUUUUUAUAUUAGUGACAUCUAGUUAAUGGCCUCAGUAAAAGUGUUAUAUGAAGCAAAUGCAAACACAAUCAUGAACUUUUAAAGGCUUUGAAGUGAUAUCUUGUGGGAUUUCAAGGCAUGAUGUGCACUAGUGUUCUAGUGCUCGAGCUGCACGUAGCUACGGGUCAACCCCCUCUUUACAAUUUCGACUAUUUGUGUGCCAGUGCAAUUAUGGGGAGGAGGUGGAAGUGUGUCAGUGAGCUAUCCCCUUCUAAAGUUUAUUUUUACCACUUCGUCACGCUCGAGUGACCGAACCUGACAGGCUUGUUCUGAGGAACGUCUUGGAGCAACACUGACAGUUAAAGGCAUCAGCGAGUCUACAUCAAGCUUUGUGGCUCUAUCACAUUGUGCAUAGAUGAGAAGUGCCUGCCUACUGACUGUCUGGCUUUGUCACCUAUGAUUGCAGUACUAACCCUCGGCUUGUAGGCUCGGUAUGAACACUCAGUGUUUCUCUUAAGCCCCUUCCACUUCCCACUGGCUGUUUCUGUGGCUAGAGCCACAACUGUGCCUGUCGUCAUGAAUUCAGUUAUGCUGUUCUGUAGUCAGCCUUCCUGUUACUUGUAAGGUGUAACUCACUUUUACUCUGUUUUAGUUGCAUAGCUGUAUGAGGCAGCCGCUAGGAACAUCUUGGUAGAAGGCUUGGGCUAGUUAGUUGCACUUGAUGUCGGAUUGGCAAUGCUUACACACAAACAUGGAAAACAAGGUAAACAGAGAAAUUGACUUUGGUGCUGUUCUUUUCGUCCUUCUUUACCUUGUGUGUGUGUUAGUGUGCUGCCAUUUUAGUAUGAAUAACUCGGUGUCACUAAAUAUUGUGCUGUAAUGGAUAUGGGGGAUUUGUUGUGAACAGCUUUGUGCUACUUACGGAUUCUGCAGUCAGUAUGAAUGAAAUGACCCAACUGACAUGCUUGUUAGUUGGCUUAUAAAUGCACUAGAAAAUUAAUUUCUAUGAUAUGUAUAGCGUGGCCAUUAAGAAAACACUUGGAGAAUAAUUUAGAAAAAUAGAGCACACAGUGGGCCUACACUGGUGGAGCAGUCUUCUGAAACACUCAAUGUGCAUGUGGUGGAAAGAGGCUUGAUUGAAAAGAGGCUCCAUUGGCAAAAAGAGAAUAAAAGUUGACCUUUUUUCAAUUUUAUGUCUGUAGAAGGGGUAAUAUUGAAGUAGCAGAAAAGACCCUUGGUCAAAGAGGAAAGGUCACGUGUAUUGUGUCAAAGUCACUUCUGACUAAGUCACUUGAAUAGUCCCAGAAUUGUCAUGCAAUCAUGAACAAGACACAGGGUGAAAUAAUAAAUAAGGGAGGGAGAAUUUGCAAGACAAAUGCUAAGAAAAUUACACAUAAAGGGAGCAUGAUGGUAAAUAUUAAAAAAAAAGUAAAUUAGGAUACAACACACACUUGUGUGGGAGCUUGCAACAAUCGCGUACAAUGCGUAGUGCACAACAUGGCACUGCGUGCUGUCAUUCAGCCACUUAUCAUUAUUCAGAACGUCAGACCUGCCUAUUGGAAUAUGUUUUCAAUAUUUGAAAUGUAAGACCAAAUAACUUGGACAGCUUACUUGAAGAUAGCCAGUGACAAGCAGUAUAAUGUGCUGUUCAUGUGUCUACUUGCUUUUAUUCAUUACGCACAUCAUCAUGCUUUGUGCUUUUCAAGCAUGCUUUUCACAACUUUCUCAAAAAGUGUUGAAGAAAUCUGGCCAUAAAAUUUAUCGCUGUCACUGGUACCAAUACACCGUUGAAAUAGCUUGUGAUAGGUUCCAGGUUGCCUUAAUAUUUUAUAGUGACACUUAGUUCUCUAAAUUUAUUUUUCAGUCAAUAUUUUAUAGUGACACUUAGCUCUCUAAAUUUAUUUUUCAGUCAAGGACACAAAGAUUUGAAUAUGGGCCAGAAUUAGGAAUGUGAAAAUAUCUGUGGAACUCUGUCUUGUGGAAGGGGUUAGAGAGACAAUAAAAAAAAAGGAUGUUUCUCAUACUCAUGUUAGUAAAUUAUACCAUUUUCACAAUAUCAAAAGUAUAACUCUUUCUAUGAGCAAGUGCUUGCUAAGUGAGAAAACGUAAAAAGACAAAAUGCAAGUGAUAACGCCAAAUGGAAGUUCCUGCACCAAUUUGCCUUGUGGAUUUUGACAGCACUUACUAGGCCCCAUGUGGUUUCUCUAAGGGGAUCGAGCAUCAUACCAAGUUUCAAGAAAUGUUGUUCAAAUUCAAAAAUGCUGUCAGCAAUUUGGCUGAAUCAAGCAUGAAGAUAUCCACAGCAGUCAUUUAUCUUGCGGACCAAUAUAAAAGAAAAUGCUGAUUUCAUAUAGGAUAGACCUUUGACACCUCUUUGAAAUCAGUAAUACUAUAUACGGUCUUGCGUGUAAACUAGAGUGCCAAGUAUACAUGACUCUUCCAGCCAGGCUUUUGGCUUUUCAGUGUUCAUGUAUUUGCCAAUUCAUGCAGUGUGCAUAGUAGCCGAUCUGAAUGUGGUAUCUGUUUUAUGUCAAGAAUAAAAAAAGAUGCGUAAAUGAUAAAAAAUAAAUGUAUGCAUCUUCUGUAGUCAUUAAAAAUGAAGAUGUGUCAAUUCGAAUGCAGUGAAAGUCAGGUGCCACCUCUGAGCGUUAACCAGAAGCGGUUCAGCUGGAAGAGUCACGUUUGUCUGGUACUCUUAUUGGCAGGGUAUUUGGUACAUCUGCCAUAAUCGAUGUUUUAAUACGAGCUAGGUUACUUUUCGCUCGCGUACAUUAGAGGACCUGAUAUCUUGAACAUUAAAGACUGCAUUCGUUUGAAUUGUUUUUGUAGUGUAUGCAAAUUAGUGCAGAUUGAGGGCUUCUGAGUAGCUGAAAUGAAAAAUGCUAAAAGGGAAACAUUUGGCUGAUGUUGACUCUUCCUCGAAAUUGCAUGUGGUAGUUGUUGCCAAGUGAAUACAUGUAUCAGCACUACAUAGUCACCGUAGAGUUGAAGUGCAUAAAUAACUCCAAAUGGCUGCAAAUGCCUUAUGAUGCCAUUAGGCUCCGCUGGAUUAAUGUUACCCUGCCAAAAUUGUCUGCCUCUCUUUUGAUGAAAUAAAAAGUGUGUUGACUGGGGACUAUUACCAGCACCACUGCCUAACAGGGCUUAUCAUUUGUGGCUGAUUAAAAAGUUAAUUGCUAUACGUAUAUCAUUGUAGAAUCAGAAUGAAGGAAGUCGUUAUAUUCCGCUGAUUGUCAAUUUGUACUCUGCUAGAGAAAAGAGCUUUUUUUUAGAUGACAUCACUAUCACAUCAAAAUAUGUCCAUAUAUCAAUUGUUAAGUUCAAAUAAAUAGCUUAUAACGAAGGCUGGGCACAAAAGAAUGCUGAUUCAAAUUUUUUAUGCAAAUCAGCAUGAUGAUUUGCAUGAACAGCUGUUUAUUUGUGCAACCUCAUGUGUUAGAGCCCCCCUCCCUGUGUUGUUUUUUUCUUCUUGUUACUGUAAAUCUAUUUUCUCUUUUUUUUUUCUUGUUCAUGAAGGUUAUUGCUGAGGCUGGUGAUCUAUUUUGAACAAUAUCGCUGUGGAUUGCAUGUCACGUAUUUAUUUUAAAAAUUGGUCAUUUCUACACUUCUUUUGCACAGCUUAGGCCACAUACUUCUUAUGGAGCCUCAAUGACUGCUUCAUUUUAUGCCUGUUUCGGCGUAUACGGUGGCUUUUCAAUGCUGAUGUUUAAAUAUUGAAGUUUAAUCUGAUGUCUCAGUCCUGGGUCUGCCACUAAGGAAUUUUUUUUUUUUUUUUUUUUUUGUGAUAGAGAUGGUCAGACAGUUGGUCAGGAAAUAGGAACACUUUAGGUAAUGUAACUUGCUUACAUUGCGAUAGGGCUUAUGUGCUUUUCUAUGUAAAUAUUUCUUUCUGUUGCUUUUGCAGCUUCAUACAUUUGAAGCUGCAAAAGGGUUGUACUCUCUUGUUGUUUCAUUGUUUUGACCUAUAUUUCUGUAUAUAUAUAUACACAUACAUACAUAUAUGCUUUUCAUCUUUCACACCAUGUAUACUGGGCCUUUCAUGCCUGGCAUUUUUCCCCCCCGAUACAGCCACUAGGAGUUUUCAAAAUAUGGAUGACGGAACAGUUCCUGCACAUAAUUUUAACUUGUGCUGUGACUGUAGCAUUUGCCUAUUUAUUUUUGAAGGGCGACUUCUUUUGUCUCCGUGUUGUGUGUAUUGUGACAUGUGGCACUGUACAUGCGUGUUUGUCUAGAUGAACAUUUUAUUUGUAAAUGUUUAGUCCCAUUCUAAAAGCCUUCACUGUUAAAUUAUUUGUUGUAAGUUGCAAGAAACUGUACAUAAUGUUGAAAAAGAAAUGUCUGUGAACAAUAAACUGGUAUGUGCAUAAAAAUUCAUGUCUGAAACAGUGGAAUAAAUGUUGCCUAAGUA
This is a messenger RNA of Rhipicephalus microplus (southern cattle tick), 12057 nucleotides long. RefSeq names its product mediator of RNA polymerase II transcription subunit 12-like protein. Lineage: Eukaryota; Metazoa; Arthropoda; Arachnida; Ixodida; Ixodidae. Gene Ontology annotation, molecular function: transcription coactivator activity; transcription factor binding. Gene Ontology annotation, cellular component: mediator complex. The record is from RefSeq and is a predicted model, not a curated record. Gene Ontology annotation, biological process: positive regulation of transcription by RNA polymerase II.